AUGGGUCAAUCAUUGGCAUGCUUUCAAGUUCCAGAAAAGAAGCCAGAAGACUCGGCCGAUUUCAUCAAUCUUCCAAACGUGAUUCACCAAC
Molecule: messenger RNA, 91 nt
Organism: Mesorhabditis spiculigera
Lineage: Eukaryota; Metazoa; Nematoda; Chromadorea; Rhabditida; Rhabditidae
Source: the annotation of a GenBank genome assembly